AUGGCUCCUUUUCCCCCUCCACCAGUGAGCACAAUUGACUGGAGCAAUGUCGGCUUCAAAGUUCGCGAGGUCAAUGGACAUAUUGAAUCCACCUUCCGCUAUUCCUCGCCCAAGCCAGAAUGGAGCAAACCUCGUUUUGUGACCUCGCCUCACUUAUCGAUUCAUGGCAUGGCUCCCGGCUUGAACUACGGUGUCCAGUGCUACGAGGGCAUGAAAGCCUUCCGACAGCCAGAUGGGUCCAUCUCUAUCUUCCGUCCCGACCAGAAUGCUCUCCGCAUGCAACGCUCCGCCGAAUUCAUCUCUGUUCCCCCCGUGCCAGAGGACCUUUUCGUAGAAUGUGUGAAUCUGGCUGUGGCGCUGAAUGCUGAGUUUGUGCCCCCUCACGAGACUGGCGCGGCCAUGUAUAUCCGUCCGUUGUUGUUCGGUUCUAGCGCCCAGCUCGGCCUGAACCCUCCGGAUGAGUAUACCUUUGUGGUGUUUGUGAUGCCCACAGGCGUGUACCACGGCGUGCAUGCCGUCGACGCGCUGAUCCUCGAAGAUUUCGACCGUGCGGCCCCAGAGGGCACGGGCAGUGCAAAGGUGGGCGGCAACUACGCCCCUGUGUUGCGGCAUAGCGAGAAGGCACGUUCUCAAGGGUUCGGUAUCACUCUGCACUUGGAUAGCAAGACACGGAGCGAGAUCGACGAGUUCUCCACCUCGGGCUUCUUGGGCGUACGGAAGGACGGGGACAAGACGACGAUUGUGGUGCCUGACUCUAAAAAUGUCAUCAAGUCCGUGACAUCAGAAUCCGCCUGCCAAAUCGCCAAAGACCUGUUUGGCUACAACGUGGAGAGACGUCGGAUCGACUACAGCGAGCUCCCUCAAUUCACGGAAAUCAUGGCCGCUGGCACCGCUGCGAGUUUGGUGCCUAUCAAGAGCAUCACCAUGAAAUCCAAGGGUGAUAAAUUUGAAUAUCCGGUCAACGAGAACCUAGAUCCUGGUCCAGUUUGCGCACAGUUGUUGAGCACGUUAAAGGGCAUUCAAAUGGGCAAGGUCAAGGAUCAGUUUGGCUGGAACAUGAAAGUCACGGAGCCGCCCAAGGAGUUUCUCAAGGCAGCGACAAAUGGUGGCGUUCACGGCGGUGUGGAUGAAUUACCGUGA
Messenger RNA from Fonsecaea nubica, 1140 nucleotides. Its product is annotated as branched-chain amino acid aminotransferase. Gene Ontology annotation, molecular function: branched-chain-amino-acid:2-oxoglutarate transaminase activity. NCBI's taxonomy places the organism in Eukaryota, Fungi, Ascomycota, Eurotiomycetes, Chaetothyriales, Herpotrichiellaceae. The coding region runs from base 1 to 1140 and encodes 379 amino acids. The record is from RefSeq and is a predicted model, not a curated record. Gene Ontology annotation, biological process: branched-chain amino acid metabolic process. The transcript is spliced from 2 exons.